ACCCGCUUAAUUUAUAACUUUCAAUCAUGUAAUUAGAUCGGUGCCUUAAACCUAUCUCUAUAAAGCAAAGAAUCCCCUUCGCUUACUUACAAGGGAUUCUCAGUCUUCAAACCAUGGCGGUUUUGAAGUCCUUUUAUUUGGCAUUACCUUGCACUUCAAUUCUGGUGGCAUUUAUGUUAACCCCAGUUUUGAGUUGCAAUAGUUGCACCCACCGUUCUAAACUAGCCUAUUAUCACAGCAAAAGGGCUAUUAAAGCUGGUGCGUGCGGAUACGGUUCUUUUGCUGCGAGACUGAAUGGCCCAAAUGUAGCAGCUGCAAGCCCCAGAUUAUAUAGAGAUGGCGUGGGAUGUAGCGCAUGCUAUCAGAUAAGGUGUUUGGAUCCCAGUCUGUGUAGGAAGACAUGGCAAAAGAUAGUGGUCACAGACCUCACAACAAACAACCAAACGGAUUUUGUGGUUCCAAAGCAUACGUUUGCAGCCUUGGCACUCCCACACAAGGGCGCUGCUCUUCGAAGAAAAGGGAUUGUGGAUAUGGAAUAUGAAAGGAUCUUCUGCGAGUAUAAAGGACAUAAUCUGUCUGCGAAGGUGGACUCGAGCAGUCGUUAUCCCGACUAUCUGGCUGUGGAAUUUCUAUAUCAAGGAGGGCAGACAGAUAUUGUUAACGUAGAUGUUGCGCAGGUGGGUGGAUUUGACUGGAAGUACUUGACACGAAACCAUGGUGCAGUGUGGAACAUAAGCAACCCUCCAAUUGGAGGUCUACAGUUUAGAUUCCUUGUAACAUCAGGGUAUGAGGGAUACAUGUUGUGGGCCAGAAAAGCUGUUCUCCCACCACACUGGAAAGCAGGUGGACGAAGGUUAUACGACACUGGACUUCAGAUCAACCAAACUGCUCUAGAUGGUUGUACUAAUUCAUGUGAUGUUAAUCAACGUGUGUAGUCUUCCUAGCAGCAGAAUUUUCUCUUUACAGGCUUGUUGUAUCCAUCGCUUCAAAAAUAGACACCAGCUCCAUACUACAUAUAUAUUUAUUUAUUUAUUUAUAUAUAUAUAUCUAACAUGAAAUUGAAGUAUAAUGUUCUUGGCCA
Molecule: messenger RNA, 1081 nt
Organism: Cryptomeria japonica (Japanese cedar)
Lineage: Eukaryota; Viridiplantae; Streptophyta; Pinopsida; Cupressales; Cupressaceae
Product: expansin-like A1
Exons: 5
Coding region: 114-935 (273 amino acids)
Cellular component (GO): extracellular region
Source: RefSeq, a predicted model, not a curated record